Molecule: messenger RNA, 4319 nt
Organism: Neomonachus schauinslandi (Hawaiian monk seal)
Lineage: Eukaryota; Metazoa; Chordata; Mammalia; Carnivora; Phocidae
Gene: CTBP2
Product: C-terminal binding protein 2
Exons: 9
Coding region: 1-2940 (979 amino acids)
Molecular function (GO): transcription corepressor activity; NAD binding; oxidoreductase activity, acting on the CH-OH group of donors, NAD or NADP as acceptor
Source: RefSeq, a predicted model, not a curated record
AUGCCGGUCCCCAGCCGCCAGGUCCAUAUUGGCCGGUCCCAGAGCUGGGAUGCAGCCGGGUGGUACGAGGGCCCCUGGGAGGUGGCCAAGGCUCCGGCGAGGAGCAGCUCCCUGGCGGACAGCGGCGCCGCGGGACCCUGGUACGAGCCCCAGGGCGCCGUCGAGCCCUACCUCUACCGGGAGGCCUUCUUCAACUCUGUCGCUGGAAGGAAGAGCCCAGUCGCCGACUUCGCCUUUUACGACAGCAGACAGGCAGUGAUGUCUGGCCGAGGUGGCCUGCUGCCGCGGGAUUACUACGGCGACGCGGCUGGAGCCGCCCGGGCGCCCAAGGAGGCUCGCCACCCCCGCGACCCGGGACUUGGCCGGUCGCUGCCUGAUUACGGAGUGACGGGCAGCAGGAUGUCGUGGGAUCAGGUGCAAGGCCGGGUCCCCGCCCUGCAGGAGGCCAGGCAGCUGUACCGGGAUCCGGCGGGUAGAGGGAUGGCUCAGGGGCCGCGGACGCAGAGCCAGGCCCCGUCGCCCACGCGGUGUGCAGGGGAGCUGGCCGUCGGCAGGUACGCCACCGGGGCCCCCGCCUACCCAGCCAGCCAGCUCUACAGCGACGUCGGCGAGAGGCCCAUGGAUUCUGCCCCCGCCAGGCAGGCGGCCCCCACCUGCCUGGUUGUGGACCCCGCCACAGCCAGCGCCUCGGACGGCAGCCCGGGGGUGGCCCCAGGAACCCUGAACCGCGGCUACGGGCCUGCCCGGGGCAGUGCCUCCUCUCUGGCGGCUGAUGAGAAUUACGAGGCGGACCUGUUCUCCUUCCAGGGGUCCGGGGGCAGGAGGAGCACACUGCCCGAGUUCCUGGCCCUCCUGCGGGCUGAGGGGGUGGCGGAGGCCACGCUGGUGGCCCUGCUGCAGCAGGGCUUCGACUCUCCAGCCGUCCUGGCCACCAUGGAAGACGCAGACAUCAAGUGCGUCGCGCCCAACCUGGGCCAGGCCCGCGUGCUGAGCCGCCUGGCCGGCACCUGCAGGACCGAGAUGCAGCUACACAGGCAGGGCCGGGGGGGCCCCUUGUCCCGGAUGCGCUCCAGCAGCUUCAGCCAUCGCGGCGAGCUCCACGGUGACUUGUCUUCGCUGGGCGCCUCGGCCUUGCAGCCCCAACCCAUGGGGCCUCUGCAGGCGCCAUCCCCCCGCACGGGAGACCUGGCUCGCCGCCCCUCCAGCGCACCAUCCCAGCACCUCCUAGAGACGGCGGCCACCUACUCUGCCCCGGGGGGGGGCGCCCAAGCCCCCCACUUCCCCUCCAACUCUGGGUACAGCUCUCCCACCCCCUGCGCCCUGACGGCACGGCUGGGCCCCACAUACCCCCCGCAGGCCGGGGUGGCCUUAACUCACCCAGGCCCCGCCACCCCCCUUCACCCGGGCCCUAGAACCGCCUACUCCACAGCAUACACGGUGCCCAUGGAGCUGCUGAAGCGGGAGCGCGGCGUGGCCGCAUCUCCCCUGCCCAGCCCCCAUGGCAGCCCCCAGGUCUUGCGGAAGCCCAGUGUCCCCAUGGAGCCGGCCACGCUGCCGCCAGCCAGCCAGAGCCUCCACACACCUCAACCGCCCUACCAGAAGGUGGCCCGGCGGACGGGGGCCCCCAUCAUCGUGUCUACCAUGCUUGCUCCGGAACCAAGUAUCCGCCCCCAGAUCAUGAACGGCCCCCUGCACCCCCGCCCCCUGGUGGCGCUGCUCGAUGGCAGAGACUGCACCGUGGAGAUGCCAAUCCUGAAGGACCUGGCCACUGUGGCCUUCUGUGACGCACAGUCCACUCAGGAGAUCCACGAGAAGGUUCUAAAUGAAGCCGUUGGCGCCAUGAUGUACCACACCAUCACCCUCACCAGGGAGGACCUGGAGAAGUUCAAGGCCCUGAGAGUGAUCGUGCGGAUAGGCAGCGGCUACGACAACGUUGACAUCAAGGCUGCUGGCGAGCUCGGCAUCGCCGUGUGCAACAUCCCGUCCGCGGCCGUGGAAGAGACGGCCGACUCCACCAUCUGCCACAUCCUCAAUCUGUACCGGCGGAACACGUGGCUGUACCAGGCGCUGCGGGAGGGCACGCGGGUCCAGAGCGUCGAGCAGAUCCGGGAGGUGGCCUCGGGAGCAGCCCGCAUCCGCGGGGAGACGCUGGGCCUCAUCGGCUUCGGUCGCACGGGGCAGGCGGUUGCUGUUCGAGCCAAGGCCUUUGGAUUCAGCGUCAUAUUUUAUGACCCCUACUUGCAGGAUGGGAUAGAGCGGUCCCUGGGCGUGCAGAGGGUCUACACCCUGCAGGACUUACUGUAUCAGAGCGACUGCGUCUCCUUGCACUGUAAUCUCAACGAACAUAACCACCACCUCAUCAAUGACUUUACUAUAAAGCAGAUGAGGCAAGGAGCAUUCCUAGUGAAUGCGGCCCGCGGUGGGCUGGUGGAUGAGAAAGCCUUAGCCCAAGCCCUCAAGGAAGGCAGGAUACGAGGGGCAGCCCUCGACGUGCAUGAAUCGGAGCCUUUCAGCUUUGCUCAGGGUCCCUUGAAAGAUGCACCGAAUCUCAUCUGUACGCCCCACACAGCUUGGUAUAGUGAGCAAGCCUCACUAGAGAUGCGGGAGGCAGCCGCCACCGAGAUCCGCCGGGCAAUCACAGGUCGCAUCCCCGAAAGCUUAAGAAACUGUGUGAACAAGGAAUUCUUCGUCACAACAGCUCCCUGGUCAGUAAUAGAUCAGCAAGCAAUCCAUCCGGAGCUCAACGGCGCCACAUACAGAUACCCGCCAGGCAUCGUGGGGGUGGCUCCCGGCGGACUUCCUGCAGCCAUGGAAGGGAUCAUCCCCGGAGGCAUCCCGGUGACUCACAACCUCCCCACCGUGGCACACCCUUCCCAAGCUCCCUCUCCCAACCAGCCUACAAAACACGGGGACAAUAGAGAGCACCCCAAUGAGCAAUAGCAGAGAAUGACGAACAGUCAUCAUUCAGAUAAACCUGGGACCAAGAGACAGUGAAAACUAGAUGAACUAAGAGAAGGACUUUGACCGUCUUUUUAACCGAUUCCGGACCCACGCAUCAUUGACGCUGCAGUGUUAGGAGAGCGGGAAGCCGAGGCGUGGCAAGGCUGGAGCUGGCGUCUGGUGACGGAAGCGCUAAAGACUAGGACGUGAUUUAUUAACGACCAACUUCUGUUAUUGUGUGUUACGUUCUUCAUCUGUGCAUCCAAUCACAAAGAAUAAAUAGAUCCUUUUCCUUUAUCAGCCCCUUGGGCACAGCAGGUCCUGAACACCUUGCUCUAGAAUGUUGCAUCAGGAGUUCCAAACGUCAAAUAAAAAAUACUAAGAGGAAAUCCCCCUCCUAUGACUCUAGUCCCUUCGGUCCAUGGGGGCUGGUGACCUCUCUUGCUGGUAGGAAGAUUAAAUUACUACAGAGAAGGGGGAGAAAACUGUGUGCCCGUGUUAACCACCGCAAGCGUACAGAAGUCUCUCUCCCAUCUGAACUGCGUACUGAGCGGGCGAGUUGGUUGUGAAUUCAGUGAUACCCUCUUGAUGAUGCAAAAAAAGGAAAAAAAGAAAAAAAAGAAAAAAGUAUUAAGUUUCACAAGCUGUUUGUACUCAAAUAUAUUUUCUCAGUUUCAGAUCCUCAGCUAUUUUAUUGAGUGGAAAGUCUUGAGCUAAAAGAGUUCAAGAAAAAUAAUGUUGCAUUUCCUUAUGUCUCAGGAAACACUUUUUAUGGUAACUUGUCAGAUUGUCUAUGAACAAACCCACUUUUUUAGACAUUGAUAAAUCUUCUUUUCUUCACGUGAUAUUUUAUACAAGAACACUUCAGGUGUGUUAUUAGAUGUGACUGAUUUUAACAAAUCCUAUUAGAUUUGUAUCAACUAGUUACAUGUUAUAUUCAUAGUCUUUUGUGAAUCAUCGCCUUUUUGUUUAAAAGAUGGCCUAUUUUGAGCCUUUGUAUAGGUACAUUCCUGUUUUUGUGACAAAAAAAAAAAAAAAAAAUCCUUUAAAACUGUCCCAAACAGAAAAAUAAUGGCUAUCGGAAGUGUUUUGUUUUAGUGUGAGUUACCGCUACUGUGUCUGUUUAUUGUAAAGGUGGACAUUUAGCGUUCAGUGCAGUUUUCAAUAAAAAGUAAUAAAAAUUUGUUAAGUUCUGAAAUUCAAGUACAUCUCACCCAGGUAAAUGUUCUCUACUUGAGAUGUUUUAAAGGCAAACUACAUUCUCAAUUAGCCAGUUUUCAACUCGUGUUCCUCCCGGGUUCGAAGAUGAACACUUUUCCAUCUGCCCAUAUGCAGGUGAUUACCUAUGACAGCUUAACCCAGAAAUCAGAAAACCACCC